Molecule: messenger RNA, 528 nt
Organism: Triticum urartu
Lineage: Eukaryota; Viridiplantae; Streptophyta; Magnoliopsida; Poales; Poaceae
Source: RefSeq, a predicted model, not a curated record
GUUAUCAUGGGUAUUUCUGACGCGGAACUCAUUGUCUUGGAUGCAUUUGAGGAUUUUGAGUAUGUAAGGAGAAGAGUUCAGAUAUCACUAACCGAUACUUCAGAGACAAUGCAUGCUGACACUUAUGUAUGGAGUGAUGCAGAGGAUCCAGAUCUGUAUGGUGAAUGGGAUUUCGAGGAGUGGAAGAGGGUUCACAUGAAGGAUUUCCUAACGAUGACACUCGGAUUCAUGGACGGACUCGAACGGCCCGAACCGAAGACCCGGGUCGAGACCUAUCAGUCUUUCAUGCACGAGCACGAACAACCUGAAUCAGGAACCCAGGUCAAGAGCUGAGUUAGGAUCCGAUUCAUCAGUGUGCUGUAAUAGCGUUAUCCGAAACAGUUUAUAUCCUCAGAUUUGUGAAUAAGAUCUUUAUAGGAUCAUUCUCACUGAAACAAAUUCGAAUACAAUCUCUUCUGUGAGACCCCUGAUGAUGCAAGUAGUGAUGUGUAUCAUAAUAAAAGCUUUUCUGCUAGAAUUGAGAUGAAA